Lactuca sativa (garden lettuce) is the source of this 1270-nucleotide messenger RNA. RefSeq names its product GDSL esterase/lipase 6. The record is from RefSeq and is a predicted model, not a curated record. Gene Ontology annotation, molecular function: hydrolase activity, acting on ester bonds. NCBI's taxonomy places the organism in Eukaryota, Viridiplantae, Streptophyta, Magnoliopsida, Asterales, Asteraceae.
CAAAGUGUGAUUGAGAUGGAGAGAUUACCAAAUUUGAUAAUAUUCCUCAAUUUAUUGCUUAUGGCAUCGACUUUCGCCAAUGCACAUGUUGUUAAGUCAAUGUUCCCGUUUGGAGACUCGCUUUUUGAUCCUGGUAAUAAUCAUUUUACCAAAAACUGUACAAUUCAAGCGGAUUUUCCACCUUAUGGCUCAACUUUCUUUAAGCGUCCAACUGGACGAUUUACCAAUGGUCGAACUGUUGCAGAUUUCAUUUCACAAUAUUUGGGGAUGGAGCUUCAACUACCAUAUCAAGAAUUAAGGCAACAGAUAGCAAAUGGUACUCGGAAAGAAUUUCCAGAUAACGGUAUCAGUUUUGCAAGUGCUGGAAGUGGAUUGCUGAAUACAAACGAACAAUGUGGGGUUUCACCAAUCCAAGUCCAGUUACAACAAUUCCAAGCCCUUAUUGACAACAACCAUAUACGUAAAGACCAAAUUCAAAACUCCUUGUUCUUACUAGAGUCGGGUUCCAAUGACAUUUUUGACUUUCACAUAUCUCUCUUUCCAAGGUUGUUUCCAUCAGCCCAUGUAGAUAAACUAGUGAAACAAGUCGUGAAUGUCAUUGACAAACUCACCAGUCUUGGAGCACGUAGGAUAGCCAUUUUCGGAGUAGGCCCGAUGGGAUGUAUUCCUGCUACAGUCCUCUUGCCCCAUGUGCCGAUUGCACCUCAAACUGCAUGCAAUGAUAGGAUAAACAACAUGGUGACGCAAUAUAAUAAUGAACUCCAAAAAGUAGUAAACGAUAUACCAAAAAAGUAUCCUGGUGUAAAAAGUCUUUAUGGAGCAGUGUAUGAUGUUACCCAAACUCUUCGUGCUGACCCGAAAAGUCAUGGUUUUGCCAAUGUAAAUGAGGCAUGUUGUGGGGCUGGACCCAAAAAUGGAAAGGUGCAAUGUGGGUUAAACGGUACUAGGAUGUGUGAGAAACCUAGUGACUUCUUAUUUUGGGAUUAUUUUCAUCCUACAGAGCAUACUUAUGAACUAUUAGCUAAAGCAUUCUGGGAUGGUGACACUAAAUGCGCGAGGCCAAUGAAUCUCCAGGCAUUGGUUAAUACUUAAUUAAUAUCCCCUAAUAUAUAAUUAAUCCCCUCAAACCUCUUUUUUAUAUAAAGGACUAGCCAUAUUUUUACAUUGUAAUAACCAUUUUAUAUAUAGUUGUUAUUUAUUAAAUGAUGGAUUAUGCAACACAAUUUGUUACUUUACUAAACUUGUACAAUAACCUAUACAUCUACAUGCA